Tupaia belangeri chinensis (Chinese tree shrew) is the source of this 2081-nucleotide messenger RNA. RefSeq names its product nuclear prelamin A recognition factor (gene NARF). The record is from RefSeq and is a predicted model, not a curated record. NCBI's taxonomy places the organism in Eukaryota, Metazoa, Chordata, Mammalia, Scandentia, Tupaiidae.
AUGGCGGCGGACGCGGGCGGCAAUGCGAGAGGCGAGUGUAGGACGGUGGGCCGUGGGGUGGGCCGGACCGCGGUCUCAGAGUCCCACUAUGCCCCGUCGCUGUCCGCCGCAACGGCCGGCAAAGCCCCCACGGCCACGGUAAACGCUGGCACGACUCUUGGGGAGCAGGAGUUCGGGAAGGCCCUGCCUGCUGGGGCAGAGCGGCCGACCUUCCCGCUGCGGACGCUCGGCUCCGGGACGGCUGGAGCUGGAGGCACCAUGGCGCUCCCUGCACGGGCCGUGGCCCCCGGCUCCUGCUCACCCAUGGCCGCGUUAUCCCCACACCCGCAGUGCCAGUUACGAGGCCCAUCUCCUGCACGGGACAAGGCGUUCAGCGGGGAGGCCGGAGCAGGCAGCCGCCCUCCCUGCGGCACUCUGGCUGCAUGUCCGGUGUGCACAGGCUGGGUGCGCUAUGCGGAGCGCAUGCUGGGCCACCCCAUCACCUCCCAUCUCUGUGCCGCCAGAGACCCCCUGCAUAUGGGCUCCUUGGUGAGAGACUUAUUUGCACGGAAGCAGGACCUGCCUCCAGAGAAGAUUUUCCAUGGUGUCGUGGCCCCUUGCUGUCACAGGAAACUGCAGGCCCUUGGCCGAAGUUCUCUGCACGGCUCCCGGGCCGCUGACUGCGUGCCGACCCCGGGCGGGGACUACACUGGCCCCGCGCAGUGGUGGCCGUCUGAGGCCAUGCUGCUCCAGGGUCUUUGGGUUUGCUAUUUCACAGGGAAGCAGAGGACAGUGUUUACCCAUGUCCUGACUCCCCGUGUCUUCUCCAGACAAGUCAGGCCUCAAAGGGCAUCGCAGCCAUCCAAGGCGGGGGUGACGCCACACUCCUUCCGGGAGCCAAGAGUGCUGGGCGGGGGCGGCUGCUCUGCAGCCCCCGGCACCCCACCACGUUUCCCGAAGGCGAAGUCGCGGAGACCGGUGCAGAGCGCUGUGCCUGUGGAGGGUGCUGCCGUCCACACUGUCAGUGGGCGCCCGGUGCUGAGGUGUCCUGGAGUCUGCUCUCUGCCCCUGCCUGAGCAGAGCCCUCGUUCGCCCUCUGCCCGGGGAGGUUCAGGGACCUGCAGGAAGAGGUGCCGCUAUCGCCAUGAGGGAGCUGGCUCGGACGGGCACCUGGCCCACGUCUUCCGGCACACCGCCACGGAGCUGUUCCAUGAGGACAUCCAGGACCUGGCCUUCCGGGCCUGGAGGACGGACCCCCGUUCACCUUCCGGGAACAAACACUUCCAGGAGGUCACCCUGGAGAGGAGCAGGGAGGUCCUGCUGCGCUUCGCCGCAGCAUAUGGCUUCCGGAACAUUCAGAACGUCACUCUGAAGCUCAGGAAGGGCACGUCCCCAUACCACUUUGUGGAAGUCCUCGUGUGUCCGGGAGGGUCCUUGAACGGCAGAGGCCAAGCCCAGCCAAAGGACGGCCAUGCCGACCAGACCUUGCUGCGGCAGAUGGAGGGCAUCUACUCCGCCAUCCCCAUGCGGCCGCCCGAGAGUAGCACGCAUGUGCAAGAGCUGUACCAGGAGUGGCUGCAGGGGGCCGACACCCCCAGGGCCCAGGCGGGGCGGCGUGCCCCGUCCCAGGGCCUGGAGCGCCGCGCACACCCUCUGGACAUCAAGUGGUGAAAGCCGGCCAAGCUGGGCUGAAGCGUGCAAGGCUGAGGGCGAGCACCGGGCGUUCCGGGCUCUCUGCCCCCUGGCUGGAGCCCCUGGUGCAGGUCCACAUGGUGCUGCUUCCGUCACGGGGUGCGGGGAGGUCUUGGCCAAUACCAGCACGGCCCCUCCGAGCACCUGUCACCCUCACAUGAUGAAAGCCCCUGGAGAAAGAGAGCAGAGACAGACUGCUGCCUCCCAUCCAAAAAAGUCCAAAAAGUGCCUUGUGAAGCACCGAGACCCCCAAGGCUCUGGGUCCUGUGAGAAGGGGGGCGCUCCCAGCCUCCCGCCUGGUAGCCCUCCACCUUGCAAGUGCUCGCCUGGCCAUGAAUACACCACCAGCCCUCCCGUCGGGAGACGUGUGUGACCUGGCCAGCACUCUGGGGGGUGGGGAGCAGAGGGGG